AAAAUUAAAUCUAUCAAUUAAAAUCCUUUUAAACAAAAAUCCCCAAUAAACGCACACACGCACCGAAGAAUUCUCCAUGCAUGAAAAACUAUCUUUCACUACUUCCACACAGAUGUCGCCUGCAUCCUAACGCAACUGAACGGCGAGUAAUCGCUACAUAGGUAGAGGCAACCAAUUUCAAAUAAAAACUCCGAUUAUAUUAUGAAAAUAACUAUAAUAUGGCUUAAUAAUGAAAAACUUAUGGGGGCGCUAUAUUGCAAAUGAGCCCGCAUUUGUACAACUUUCUACCUUAGCUUUCAUACGAAUUUAGUUUACUUUAAAUCCAGCAAACAUGAAAAAUGUUAGUUGGGUUUUGCUUAAUAUCCUAGUUAUUUCGGCUGCUCUAAACAUCACGGAAGAACAAAUGCCCAAUCGCAAACCGAAAUUCUAUGGACCUCUAAUUGGUGCCUUUUUGGCCAACUUACUGGCCAUACCCAUUACAGCAAAGAUUCUACCACAGGGCACACCAGUGAGGCUUACUUACGAUCCACAUCAGAGCUUUUGGAAUCCACACAGUACUUUGGCGAACAGCUAUGGGGCACCAAACUACUAUCCUACUUUAACAACUGGAUCACCACAGAUACAUCAUCAUCAUCACCAUGGAAGUAAACCUGGCACAAGUCAGCAGCAAAUAGUUACCAUACAUAAACACCCCGAUGAUGUUGUGAUUGAUGAAACUUAUCCUGAUGUAUCCGAUUCACCUCAAUCCACUAUAAUCCCAACUGUUUUGUCACACAUAGAAGAAAUACCGAAUUUUACCCACAACCCAAGCGAGUUAUUAGAACCACUACCAGCUGAGUCAACGAUCAAUGAACGAAGAGUUAAGGCACCAAAGGAAUUAAGACGAAGAACAACAACUCAAAGGCCAAAGCAGAAGAGAGGCACCCAGAGAUAUUAUCAGGGAAAAAAGAAGCACAAUAAUAAUAAUAAUAAAAGAAGAAAGUACACAACCACGGAAAAUUACUACGACAGUUACGAAGAAUACACAACAAAAAAACCUAGAAGGAAAUCGCAUGCUAAACGACCAGCAGCUUCUUUAUCCUAUGAAGACAGUGAUAGUGACAGUGAAUACGAUGACUACCAAUACGAAGAAUCCUAUGAGUACACCACCAGAAGACCUUACAAGAAAAGAAGGCGCACCACUACAAGAAGAACAAGAUACCACAACAAAAAUAAAAAGAGGCAAGAUUCAUAUGAUUAUGAUAACGAAUAUAAUUACAACUAUAGGGAACCUUUUGAUACUAUCAAUGUGAGACCAAGGCAAGAAACCACCACUGAAACGUCCACUACCACUACAACUGAUGCUAGUACUACGCAAGCUACCACCAUUACAAACGGUACUACAAGUGCUCCUAAUGGUACUACAAAUGCUACCGGAUAUGGAUACGGUCCUUCAAAUGGCAAUGAGAAUAUCAGUAUAACUUACGGCCCCCCUACCGGUGGUAAUAAUGGGGCUUAUGGGCCUCCACGGCCAUCGUAUGGCCCGCCUCGUUACCCUGGUCCACAAUAUGUGGCCCAAUACAGCGAUUGGUACGAGAGUGAACCAACGAGGAACUCUGUGGUGCAAAAUGUCCACGAUCUUAUUGGUUUGGACAAUAUUUUCCAAGGAUAAUUUUGAUUAAUACUUAAGGUAUGCUUUUUAUAGGUUAGGUUGUGG
Molecule: messenger RNA, 1696 nt
Organism: Brassicogethes aeneus
Lineage: Eukaryota; Metazoa; Arthropoda; Insecta; Coleoptera; Nitidulidae
Source: the annotation of a GenBank genome assembly